UACUUUCAUAUUAUUUACUUUUGAAGAUUAGCAAGUAAUGGAUUUAUACAUAGUCAGCUGACUCUUUUCAUCUGGCAACGUUAUAAAAAUAUUUGCACUCCGAAAGGCAUUUGACCUUUUGAGGGAGCAUUGUUCAUUUGUUCAUAGAGGAUAAAAAUCCCAUACACUCUUCUGUCUGUCACUUUAAGGGGCGCAUUUCACACUAAUUACCCCAGUCCCUCGUGUCUGGCUCAGACAGCGCCUGUGUGUGUGUGCGUGUGUGAGUGUGAGAUCAGGGGCUAUGGACUGAGAAUAAAAGCCAGCUUCGUGGAGCCACAAGUGUCCAGUUAUUAGUAUGCUGGUCUGGUCACCGUGGCUCUGCUGCCUUUCUACUUUCAACACAGUCCGACUUUGGGCCUGGCAUCACUCAGCACAACAAAGAUGCACAUUUAACUGCAGAAAAUCACUGGAACUUGUAAGGAUGUUUUGGUUGGCAAAAAUGGGAAUGGAAAGAACAGCAGCAUUCUUUUUUUAUGUUCGCCGCUCGGGUUUCAUAAAUCUUCAGCUUUAGAAGCGGACUUGGAAGAUUUCAUCGCAUCUUUUUUAACUCGACUGUAUCCUGGCUACCAGCUGUCAAAAGAAACAACUCUUUCUUGGAAACAAAAGAACCAAUUGAGACAUCAACAUCCCCUCGGUCCCGACCAGAACCGAGGGAUCAUCGUCCUCCCGAUAACGACAUCAGAGAAGGCUUCGCGAUCGCCUUGCCUCCAAGAUGCCCAACCUCAACCCGCCGGACGACCACGAUAACAGGAACUGUCUCCAGGAUCCGGUGUCGCUGAACGUCGGUGGGGAAAUCUACACCACCACCCUGGACACCCUGACCCGCUGCCGCGACUCCAUGCUCGGCGCAAUGUUCACCGGACAAAUGCCCGUGCUGAGAGAUCAGGGAGGGAACGUCUUCAUUGACCGAGAUGGGAAAGUGUUCCGGUACAUUCUGAACUACCUGCGCUCCAGCUCCCUGGACCUUCCGGACGGAUUCUCCGAGCUGUCACUGCUGCGGAGGGAGGCGGAUUUCUUCCAGAUACGGCCCUUGCUGGAGGAGAUUUGCCGCUACGAGGCGUCAGUGCCUCUCAGCCUUCGUGGAGGGCCGUUAGGAGCCAUGAUUGUGGUGAAUGUUUAUUCCAAGGUCCGCGUCCUCCACUUUAACUUACGCCACGGGCCGGAAAACUAUGAACUCCGCACAUGCUCUGUGCGAGCCUUCUCGGUGGACCUCUUCUGUACCUGGAGGGCCUUCAUGGCCCUCCUCUGUGAGCGCUUCUCCUACAGAACACCCCAGGGCCUCGCUAGCCCCUGUCCCUGUAACCCGACGAAUAACAGGCUGAAAAUAGAGUGGGUGCCAAGGCCCGACGAACUGCCGCGGGACCAGUACGACAAGCAGCGCUACCGGGAGCUAACCGUGUCCUACCCAGAGCCUGCGCAGUCAGACGACGUCAUGGACACGCACCGCAACCCAAGCGAUAUCGCGGACAUGCAGGGCUUUGUGGAAGAGUUACUGAAGGUGUCUUUGGCCGAAGGCUUCAAGGUCGAUUUGGUGACCCCCGACCCGGCAGAAAUACUUAACUGCACCUCACUCCGGCUUGUCAAGUGCUGAGUCCUGGGCGAAGACCUUAAGCUAAAAGCACCAGAACAUGCCAAGUUCUGGACAAUUCUACCCUCUGGUCAUCACAUUUACUAGCUAGUUAUUAACAAGUUGGGGCAAACCUUUUGAGUCUGGACACAAGUUAUUGAAAAAAAUUUUUUUUUGAUCUGUGGUCUUAAGUAUUAAGUUUCUCAGUGCAUGAAUCCUUAAUGGACUGUUGAGUAUAAAAUAACCUGGAUCUACUGCACGCUAGCACUCUCCUCCCAGCUGUCUGGUCUGAGCUCUCUGCCAUGAAUGGCAGUUCAUUAUGCUAAAGGAUAUAAAUCAGGCUAUUGGUGCAUUUUCGGGAAUCAGGAAACCUUUAUUUCCAUAAUGUCUGACAUACAAGCAAUUUGACUUGGCGGUUGGUGCAUAACAGACAUUUAGACAUAACAAAAAAACAUAAUGUGAGGAAUGAAAUAUAAUGCUAUGGGUUAGUAAUCUAAAGAUAUGGAUUAGUUUAGCAAUAAAGGAAUAAGAGUUCAAUUUAUAGAACCUCAUAAUUUGAAUCUGCGCCGUUGGUGUUCGUACUGGGGACUGGAUGUUCCUAAAGAAUACAUUUUAAAAGUGAUUACUAGGAAAGGAACUGUCUUUCUGGCUACCGUUUGGCCACUGUGAAAAAGCCUGGCGCUCCUUCUGGCAUCUGGGAUGGUGAAUCUGCAGCUGGCUUUCCCUUGCUGGCGAGCCAUUCUGCUAUUGUUGAUUUGCGGAGGAAGGGCCGACUUUGAAUCUUGUGUCAACAAAUAACAAAUCUGACUCAUUGUGCCUUUUUUAAGUUAAAGAUUUUUAACUAAUACUGAAGUCAUAUGGACAUUUACAUUUAGAUGUAACAGACGUUUUCAGACAAGAAAUCUAAAACAUUGCUGGCUUUAUAUAUCCGUUGAAGUGAUUGUUUUGGGUCAAACACAGAUGUCUAUGGGUUAUCUGUUGACGGGCCUGUCACGUAUAGAGCCGUAAUGCAGUGGCAGCACUACAAGAAAACCGCAGUGAGUUGGAAAUAAUCCUGUCAAGGGACCAGACUGUUUUUCAGAUUCCACAGGCUGCUCCAGGCCAGGACUCCCUUUUGGUUCCCAUGCAGUCCUGUAGAUCCCUCCAAUCCUUUCAUCUUCAUUUAUUAAACUAUGAUUUAUGGAGAAUUCUGUUCCCUGUUAUCCAUUCCCCAAGAGCACUCAAGUGUCAAAAAAUAAUACGUCAUUCUGGAAAAUUUGCUUAUUCCCUGUAAUAAUAGGUGAGUUUGAAGUUGAGUUGGUCAACAUCACUCUUUUGGAGUUGCCUUAACGCCUAACAAAUGUCUUGAGUGUUUUUCACUAUCUCAUGAUAUGAAACAUUAAGAAGCAGAGUGCAUGUCAGAAGCUCAAACUCUGAACACAAUGACUUCCUGGAUUCCUGGGGUCGCCGUGAGGUUGCCGGGUAGCAAGCAGAAAAUUCAGUCCAGGUGAUUAGCCGAAAGCCAAGAAAUUUGAAGUUUGAGCCAGGCUGGCUGCAAUCGUUAUGCUAAGCUUAGAUAAUGACUUCCCUACUGUAGCUCCUGCCAAUGGAGAGAUACGAGUGUUGUCUGACAAUCACAUGACUUUCACCCAGGGGACCAGUGUUUGUGUACACAAUGAAAAAUCCACAUCCACGUUGUGUAAAAUGACAUAAUGUACCGCAACCUAAAGAAGUAUCCUCGUUAGCUAAAUCUAAGAAAGUAGCUUUGUUACCUAAAACCUGAACCGAUGGGUUCCCAAACAUUUUUGAGCCCCCCUAUGAUGAUAUACAAACAUUGUAGGCUUCCCAACCCCCCCCCACCACAAAUGGAUUGUAGCUUUGUUUUGAAUUAAUUGCAUUACGAUAUAUAACUAAAUCUUCUUUCUAAAAUAAUUACAUUUUACUUUACUUUUUCCUCUUAACUUUUUGACUGAAAAUAAAAAAUAUUUGUUUACAUCGUUGACCUGAAUGGAAAGAUAACAUUUUCAUUAGAAUUGAUUAAUAAUGAAUAUUUCUUUCCAACAAAAAUAAAUAACAUUUGCACCAAUGUUCCUCAUUACAAUGAAAUUAUUCCCAUUAGUUAUUUUAAAUUGAACUUGGUGUGUAAUUGUGGCAGAUGCAUGUUGGCUUAUGAAGAAACGGGUCUCGUACUCAAACCCAGUGGUUCUUUAUUCUUGCUCCCUCUGAACUUUCUUUCUUGGACUGUAGGGAGACUCAAAAUGAGCACAACAUGGCUCUGCGGCCCGUCCAUAUGAACAGUCUGGUUUUAUAAUGCUUAAGCUCACGUAUAACGGUAAUGCUUAGCGCCAGAUUUAGGGAUUUAAUUCGGAUGUAUUGUGGGUUGAAGGUCACUAAGUACUCAUUGUGUGUUUGUUUGUUUGUUUGUAAUUUCUCCCUUAACAGGAGCAAU
This is a messenger RNA of Pungitius pungitius (ninespine stickleback), 4034 nucleotides long. Its product is annotated as BTB/POZ domain-containing protein KCTD21-like. Bases 752 to 1630 code for a protein of 292 amino acids. Gene Ontology annotation, molecular function: protein binding. The transcript has 2 exons. Lineage: Eukaryota; Metazoa; Chordata; Actinopteri; Perciformes; Gasterosteidae. Gene Ontology annotation, biological process: protein homooligomerization. The record is from RefSeq and is a predicted model, not a curated record.